This is a messenger RNA of Trametes versicolor FP-101664 SS1, 2519 nucleotides long. RefSeq names its product subtilisin-like protein. Gene Ontology annotation, molecular function: serine-type endopeptidase activity; tripeptidyl-peptidase activity. NCBI's taxonomy places the organism in Eukaryota, Fungi, Basidiomycota, Agaricomycetes, Polyporales, Polyporaceae. The coding region runs from base 597 to 2519 and encodes 640 amino acids. Gene Ontology annotation, biological process: proteolysis. The record is from RefSeq and is a predicted model, not a curated record. The transcript is spliced from 9 exons.
CCCUGUGGCGAAUUCGGUCGCUCGGGACAUCCUGGCCGCGAACGUCGUACACCGCGUCGCAUUGAGCACGAGCCAAGUGUUUCACUGGCCGGAAGUGACCUGAGGAACGCAUCGAGGCCAGAGAACCCCCAGCGCAACCAAUAACCGCCGCCGGACGUCCGCCGUCGGAGCCACGCCGCCGCGAUUCUACGAAGAGAACUUCCUCAUUGACGUACUUCGAGGCGCGCUUGCCUGUCGAACUGCCUAUCGCGCUCAACGUCCGCGCUGCGAUCCUGCCUGGGCUACAUCUCGACCACGAUCGCGCGCCCCCCGAACUCACGAACGCCAUCACAGGAGAUAGAGUGUCUGUGAUCCCGCCGGGACGGGUCGCAUGCGCGCGCAACGCACAUGGCGACGUCAAGAAGCACACCAGCAGGGACGCCCGCGCUCGGCCGCAUCGCGAACGCCCCGAUUGUGCCUGCGGUAACGUACUACGCACCGUUCUAAUCAUCCUUCUCGCCCGCCGCCCAUAAAGCGGGCGAGAUGCGGGGCGAGCAGUCUGUGUGGUGCAGACGCAUACCCCCUUACCCCCUCUUCCUUCGCCCUUCGCAACCAGGAUGCUGCUCGCCCCGCGCGUCCUCCUGGCCCUCGUGCUCGGCCUCGCGUCCUCCGCCGCGGCGUCCGCCCCGCCCCUCUCCCCCCACGUCCGCCACGAAACCCGCCGCGCCCUCCCGCGCGGGUGGGCGCCUGUGCGUCGGGCGGAGCGCGACAGCGUGCUCCCGCUGCGCAUCGGGCUCGCGCAGUCGAACCUCGACGCGCUCGAGGAGUACCUGCUCGACGUCUCGCACCCCGAGUCCCCGAACUACGGGAACCACUGGACGCCCGUCAAGGUCGCGCAGACGUUCCGCCCCUCUGCGGAGGCGGUCGACACGGUCCGCGCGUGGCUGGCGGACGGCGGCGUGAGCGCGGACCGCGUGCGCCUGAACCCGAGCGGGGGUUGGCUGACUGCGAACGUGACUGUCGAGGAGGCGGAGGGCCUGCUCGCGACGGAGUACUUUGUGUAUGAGCAUGCGGAGAGCGGGCAUAAGCAGGUUGGGUGCGAGGCUGCGUACCACCUGCCGGAGCACGUCGCGAAGCACGUCGAGAUCGUCACACCUACGCUGCACUUUGACGCGAAGGUGAAGAAGCGGAGCGGGGGCGUCAAAAGCAAGCUGGGCGCGCCGGGCUCUGGCCCUGUGACCCCGAAGACUACGGGGAAGAUUCAGACUCUCUUCAACGAGCUCAAGAACUGCGAUGAACAAAUCACCCCGAUUUGCCUGCGCGCUCUGUACGACUUCGUGUAUGUCCCCCUUGCGGCGAAGAAGAACUCCAUUGGUAUAGUCGAGUACACUCCGCAGGCGUAUGACCCAUCAGACCUGGACUUGUUCUUCACGAACUUCUCAUCGUCCCAGGUGGGGCAGCGCCCGGUCAUGGAGAGCAUCGACGGCGGCACUAUCGAUGUCGGCGGCGGCGGAUUCGACAUCAACGGCGAGUCCAAUCUCGAUCUGCAGUACGCUAUGUCGCUCGUGGGCAAGUCGCAGCCCGUGACCCUGUACCAGACCGGUGAUGACCUUGAAGGUGCCUCGUUCAACACGCUCCUCGACGCACUGGAUGGCUCUUACUGCUCAUUUGAGGGGGGUGACGAUCCGGAGCAGGAUCCUUCCUACCCUGACCCAUUCGGUGGCGGAUACCAAGGACAGACGCAGUGCGGUGGAAUCACCCCGGCCCAUGUCAUCUCGACGUCGUACUCGUACGAUGAGGUCGACUUGACCCCUGCCUACAUGCAGCGCCAGUGCGCCGAGUAUGCCAAGCUCGGCCUGAUGGGCGUGACGGUGCUGUACUCCUCCGGCGACUUCGGCGUGGCCGCGAACGGCGGCCUCUGCCUCGACUCAGAGGGCUUCCUCGACUUCGAUGGGGACAUCUUCGCGCCCUCGUUCCCCGGCGGGUGCCCGUACAUCACCAGCGUCGGCGCGACGCAGGUCAACCCGGGCGCGAAGGUGACCGACCCCGAGAGCGCGUGCAACCAGGUCAUCUUCUCCGGCGGCGGGUUCUCGAACGUGUUCGCGAUGCCGUCGUACCAGAAGAGCGCAGUCACGAACUACCUCACGAAGUACCCGCCGCCGUUCGCGUCCCAGGGCGUGUACAACACGAGCGGGUCGCGCGCGUACCCCGACAUCUCCGCGAACGGUGCAAACUACGCGGUCGCCGUCCAAGGCGAGUUCUUCCUCGUCUACGGUACUUCGGCGUCCUCUCCUGUGAGCGCGGCUAUUCUUUCUGCCGUCAACGACGCCCGUCUUGCGAUCGGGAAGAAGCCCAUUGGCUUCAUCAACCCUUCGAUAUACUCGAGCGUGUUCAAGGGCGCCUUCAACGACAUCACCAGCGGCAGCAAUCCAGGCUGCGGUACCGAUGGCUUCCCUGCUCAACCUGGUUGGGACCCGGUCACUGGUCUCGGGACACCGAACUUCCCUCAACUCUUGGCGCGAUGGCUCCUUCUCCCAUGA